AUGGUUCAAUUUGGAAAAUGUGGCAAGAAACUCAUCAGGGAGUCGAACGGUCGGAUUGUGUGUAAGCGGGGAUACGUUGCGUAUCACGAUGAUAGUUGGGUUAUAAGUCUAGCGGAGUUGUCCGGGGUGAGUAACGUUGUGGGGAAGCUCAGUGAUGAACAGUCGUGGUUUACAGUUAAGGGGAUCUCGGAGUCGGAGGUUGAUCUGGGUGGCGCGUUUGUGUUUCCUGUUUUGACUACUGGGUCCAUGGUUGACUCGAUGUAUUUUGGCGUUGAUGAGUUGGAGAAGAAAGAGGAGGAGGUGGAAGAAGAAGGGGAUGGUGAGGAGAGGGUGGUUAAAAAGCCUAGGGUGCAGAUGAGCUAUGAUGAUGAUGAUGAUGAUAAUGGUGACGAGGAAGGGGAAGAGGAGGAAGGAAAGGUGCGGGUCAAAAGUAUUUAUGAAGUUCGGCAGUCGAGGCGUGAGGCGAAAGGGGAGACACUUGCUGCAAAGGCAGAUGAAGAGGCAGAGCAUAAAGCUCAUGAGGCAGAGGUCUCCCAUGAUGACGAUGACGACGAUGAAGAAAAACAAGAAAGUGAGCUGCUGGGAUCUGACGCGGAAGAAGAUGAUGAGCUGCUGGGGUCUGAAGAGCACGACGAAGAAUUGGUUCGUGAUCCAACAAUCGACUCGGACUAUGACUCAACCCUAGAUCUCGAUCACGCCGAAUGCAUCACUCUACAAGAUCUCAAGAAUCACAAGUUUAUGAAAAAGGUAAAUCUAAAUUGA
Messenger RNA from Lodderomyces beijingensis, 762 nucleotides. NCBI's taxonomy places the organism in Eukaryota, Fungi, Ascomycota, Pichiomycetes, Serinales, Debaryomycetaceae. The record is from the annotation of a GenBank genome assembly.